Molecule: messenger RNA, 2231 nt
Organism: Anopheles arabiensis
Lineage: Eukaryota; Metazoa; Arthropoda; Insecta; Diptera; Culicidae
Gene: Pex14
Product: peroxisomal membrane protein PEX14
Exons: 5
Coding region: 411-1280 (289 amino acids)
Biological process (GO): protein import into peroxisome matrix, docking
Cellular component (GO): peroxisomal importomer complex; peroxisomal membrane
Molecular function (GO): signaling receptor binding
Source: RefSeq, a predicted model, not a curated record
AAAGGGGAAAUGAAAACAAAUAAUUUUUUAGCUACGAUUUCUACUAAUUUGCGUAAAUGCGCCCAUCCUGAGUAGUUAAAAUAGUUUUCACGCAUUUACAACCCUUUGCAAAGCAAGGAAAACCAUCUAUUCCCUCAAAAGUACCGCGCAGUGAUGUGUUUAGUGUGUGCGUGUGCCCUGUAAACGUGAUUUUUCUCUCAACAAUUUGUGAUUAUUCGUAUUGUUGCGGGGCUGCGUCGUUGUGUACCCCUUUGCUAGUAAAAACGCCAGUGCUACCGUAACAGGGGGAUGAUAAGCGGCACCGCUUAAUCCUCGCCCUGUUUGCAGCAGAAACGCCGCACGCCACCCAUUAUCAGUCCGGCUCGCGGCGGUUGACAUCAGUCAAGAUUAAUCUCUCGGUGAAAAUCAACAUGAGCGAAGGCGGUAGUAACGAGGGCGCGGAAUCGCCGCCGCCGUCGUGUUCCGCGGGGGUUGACUCGACUGGCACCUCCGAAACCACAGCACCCGUACCACCGUUGCCGCCGCGGGAACAUUUGAUCGUGACUGCCGUAAAGUUCCUCAACAACCCGAACGUAGUUCGCAGUGCCAUAACGAAGAAGCAGGCCUUCCUGCGCUCCAAAGGACUGUCGGAGGAUGAGAUACAGAUUGCGUGCGAGCGAGCGGGCGUCUUUACGACCAGCCCCACACAACAGACGGUCAUCAGCAUGGGUGUGGAGUCGAGUGGUGGCGGUAACUAUGCCAAGCCCGGUUACCAAAUUCAGCCAAGGCAAAACUUCCUAACCCGCAUGAAGGACAUGCUCAGCUCGGUGGCUCUACUGAGCGGACUGAUGUAUGGCGUGUACUUGUUCUAUAAGAAAUUCAUUGAACCGCUGUUGUUCCGCAGCAAGAAGAAGAAAACCGUCACCGAACAGCUGACGGAGCUUAAUCAGACGAUGACGGUGAAGAUUGACACGCUGAGUGCCGAGCUGAGCAAAAUCAAGGCCGAACUGAACCAGGUCAACCAAACCAAUGCAACCGUAAAGGAGCUGGCCAACUUUAAGGGCGAUCUUGAUUCGAUUAAGGGACUCCUAUUGAACAGAAAACAAUUCGCCGCACCAAACCUUCCGGUCGUUCCACCGUCCAUCCCGGCAUGGCAGCUACGUUCCCAGCAACAUCAACCGGCCAGCAGCGAGGGCGAGCACGACAAGCACGACGACAAUGACACCGGGUCGGGUUCUGGGUCGAGUGAAAAUGAUGUCGUCCUGAAGAACAGCGACAGCAGCCUGGAGAUUAUAUCUUAAAUCGGUCGAACAAUGUGAACGCACCGCAUCGCUGGAGAGGAGUGAAGCUUCCGCAAAUGGCAACAACCGCCGUACGAAGGAGCGCGCAUCUAAACCAAAACAGAACGGAACACGGUGGAGGCACUUUGUAAAAGGGCCAUCUAUUUCACACCGUCGGCAUUUUUUGACGAUUUAUGACAAAGGAAGGCGAGCGAUGAUCACAUGAAACUGAAAAGCGACACAUUUAGAUGGAAGGAUAUCGAUCGAUCUCAAAAUCGUUGCAAUAUGUUGAAACGUUCCAUAACCAUCAUCACGCCAACCCGUAUGUGUGUGCCCCCCAGUAUGUCGGGUCCAGUAUGGGGUAAAACUUUAAGCAAAGGAUUUUAAAGUUUUUUUCCCUUUUGUCCUACCCGUACCUAACACACAGUCGACGACAUAAGAAACUAUUUUGUUUUUGAAUUUGUACAUUAUGUUUUAAUUAUACGAAACCCCCUGCUGCUUCCACAAUCUAGUUCAAUGUUCACUAGAAACGCUCCAGAUAGUAAGGAUUUAAUUUUAACUCUCUUUCUCUCGAAACAGCGCUCAGUCAGGUUCAGUACGUGGAUUUGUGGAGGGAAACAAUCGGGUACAUAUAGCUGUUCUUCAAUUGGUAAAUAGUUUGUUUGUUUGUGUUUAGUUUUGUGGGAUAAGUUUGGGUAAUUAGAAACAUAAAUAACAAGCCAUUGGGUUGGGUAGAGAGAGAGAAAAAAUAACACAAGAAAGCAAGCAUAUACUUCCUAUUUGCAGUAAAAGGGGGACAGAGGUAAAGGGAUCGAACAGAACAAUAGUCUGCGUAAUAUGCAAAGAAAUGACUUAAAAUUAGCUUUCUCGACGGUCCGCCCGGGAACUGAUGAAUACAGAACGAUGUACCUUUUAGAGGAAAAUAAAUCAACUCAAGUCUAUGCAGUUUAAAACAGCGCGUGUUUUACAAUA